Messenger RNA from Medicago truncatula (barrel medic), 2397 nucleotides. RefSeq names its product probable inactive purple acid phosphatase 27. The coding region runs from base 182 to 2086 and encodes 634 amino acids. Gene Ontology annotation, molecular function: acid phosphatase activity; metal ion binding. The record is from RefSeq and is a predicted model, not a curated record. The transcript has 13 exons. Lineage: Eukaryota; Viridiplantae; Streptophyta; Magnoliopsida; Fabales; Fabaceae.
CUUUUCAUUUUGUGAAAUCCUAAGAGUUAUCAACUUAUCAUUACUAUUAAGAAAAGGAAAGAGUUUGAUUAAAGAUACAAACCAAAACCAAAGCCACAUUUUCUUCCUUUCAAAACAAUCACACAAAAAGCUUUGGCCUUAAUUCAAAUUCUAUACUCUUUCUUUCCAUUCAUUUUUAUUCAUGGAAUCCUCAAAUUGGGUUCUAAAACAUGUAUUCAUUUUACUCUUUUUCUUCCUUAGUAACCCUUCAAUGUCUUCAACUUUCCCUUCCUCAACUUUGGACCUUACCGUUACACACACUAAAGCCUUACACCAAAAUUUUACUGCAUUAUCAGAUUUUAGGUUGAUAAAUAGAAGAAUUUUGAAUGAUUGUUCUCAUUUAAGUCCUUAUCUUAAACUGAAUAUCACCUCAAAUUCUAAAUUGUUGGAUGAGGAGUUUGUCACGGUUACCGUCACCGGCGUUUCGAAGCCGAGAGAUGGAGAUUGGGUGGCUAUGAUCUCACCUUCAAAUUCCAAUGUUAAAGCUUGUCUUCUCAAUGAGUUCUAUUAUCUACAAACUGGUGAUACUGCAAAACUUCCUCUACUUUGCCAUUACCCUGUCAAGGCACAAUACUUGAAAAACGAUCCAGAUUACAUGAGCUGCAAAAAGAAAGAAUGCAAGAAAGAACAGAAUGGGAAAUGCAGUGUGACAACUUGUAGUGGUUCAAUAAAGUUUCAUGUUAUCAACAUUAGAAGUGAUAUAGAAUUUGUGUUCUUCACUGGUGGCUUUCUCACCCCGUGCCUUGUCGGAAGGUCCACUCCUUUGAGUUUUGCUAAUCCUAAGAAGCCACUUUAUGGACAUAUCUCAAGUAUAGAUUCAACUGCAACAUCGAUGAGAUUGACAUGGGUUAGUGGGGACAAGGAACCUCAGCAAAUCCAAUAUGGAAAUGGAAAAACAGUAACUUCUGCAGUUACUACUUUUUCACAAGAAGAUAUGUGCAGUUCGGUAGUGCCUAGUCCUGCCAAGGAUUUUGGAUGGCAUGAUCCGGGAUACAUCCAUUCAGCACUGAUGACAGGACUUAAGCCAUCGAGUGCCUACUCCUACAGAUAUGGAAGUAACUCGGCUGAUUGGAGUGAACAAACCAAAUUUUCAACUCCACCAGCUGGAGGAUCAGAUGAGCUCAAAUUCAUUUCCUUUGGUGAUAUGGGAAAAACCCCUCUUGAUGCUUCAGAAGAACACUACAUUCAGCCUGGAGCACUAUCGGUUAUCAAAGCGAUAGCUAAUGAAGUGAACUCCAACAAUGUAAACUCGGUGUUUCACAUUGGAGACAUAAGUUAUGCAACUGGUUUUCUAGCAGAAUGGGAUUUCUUCUUGAACCUUAUUAGUCCAGUAGCUUCAAGAGUUUCUUACAUGACAGCAAUCGGGAAUCAUGAGAGGGAUUAUAUAGAUUCUGGUUCAGUUUAUGUUACUCCUGACUCUGGUGGUGAAUGUGGAGUACCAUAUGAAACAUACUUUCCAAUGCCAACUGCAGCAAAGGAUAAGCCUUGGUACUCUAUUGAACAAGGAAGUGUUCAUUUCACAGUAAUAUCAACUGAACAUGACUGGUCCGAAAAUUCUGAGCAGUAUAACUGGAUAAAAAAGGACUUGGCAUCUGUUAAUAGACAACAUACUCCUUGGCUGAUUUUCAUGGGACAUAGACCAAUGUACACUUCCAACAACGGAUUUUCAUCUAAAGAUCAGAAAUUUAUUAACGCUGUGGAGCCAUUGCUGUUACAGAAUAAGGUUGACUUGGUUCUUUUCGGCCAUGUGCAUAAUUAUGAGAGAACUUGUUCUGUCUAUCAGAAUAAGUGCAAAGCCAUUCCUAUAAAAGAUCAAAAGGGAGUAGACACAUAUGAUAACAGAAAUUAUAGUGCUCCUGUACAUGCUGUCAUUGGCAUGGCCGGUUUCGCAUUAGACAAAUUCUCAAACAAUGCUGAGAGCUGGAGCUUGAAAAGGAUUUCUGAGUUUGGUUAUUUAAGGGCACAUGCUACUAGAAAUGAUUUAAGCUUAGAGUUUGUGACAUCAGAUACAAGAGAAGUUAAGGACAGUUUUCGCAUAACAAAGUGAAGGCUUACUCAAAGAAAAAGAGAGAAAGAAAUGUAGAGUUGUACAAGGUCUAAUAAAGAUAAAAAAAGACAAAUAAAUACACACAUAUAGAUAUAUUAAAAGGCAAAGGAGAUCUAUAAACACUCCGAUAAAAAUCAUUUCGAUUGAUUCUUUGUACUCUAUAUACAUGAUUGUUGAUUUUUUAACAAAGAAUUACCUAUAGAUAAUAAAAUCUUGUUAUUGUAAUGUAGCCCUCAUUUCAUGUCAUAAUCAGGAUCAAAAUAUAUUGGGAAAUGUUAACCGAGUACCCGGCACUAGUAUAGUUAGCACUA